AUGAUCGCGUCAAGACCAGCAUGGCGCGUGUUUGAAUAUGAAGACCUCCAUGAAACUACAAUCAAUGAUGCUCGCCGUUUCGCCAUCACACUUCACAUCAUCUGGCUGAGUGGGCUCAUUGAUAGUGGCUCGUUCAAGCCCGUUUCCACCAAACGAGUUCCCCUCAUGUACCUCUUUGCCUGCGAAGUGUCCACGGCCAUUAUUUCUCCGGCAGCUGGUGUGACUAUCUGUUGGUCGAGAACCGCCUAUAGCAGAUCUGUCUUUAUUGGAGCAAGCUCAUUUGAACUUCUAACGUCGUGGCGAGCGGUUGCCAGAAGGCUUCUUCUUGGAGUAGCAUACAAUCCCGUGCUUGAGAGGAAUCUUUCCUAA
This is a messenger RNA of Cylicocyclus nassatus, 369 nucleotides long. The record is from the annotation of a GenBank genome assembly. NCBI's taxonomy places the organism in Eukaryota, Metazoa, Nematoda, Chromadorea, Rhabditida, Strongylidae.